This is a messenger RNA of Volvox carteri f. nagariensis, 3405 nucleotides long. RefSeq lists its product as uncharacterized. Gene Ontology annotation, biological process: cilium organization. The transcript is spliced from 15 exons. Lineage: Eukaryota; Viridiplantae; Chlorophyta; Chlorophyceae; Chlamydomonadales; Volvocaceae. Gene Ontology annotation, molecular function: protein binding. The coding region runs from base 1 to 2973 and encodes 990 amino acids. The record is from RefSeq and is a predicted model, not a curated record.
AUGUUACGUAGGGCAUCCUUGAAGGAGCCCACGCGCCCGGUGACUCCUGCGGACUACGGGCGGCAGCUGUUUACAACCGGGGACCCCAGCAACCGUCCAUCGACUUCAUACUCUGUAUCCGGCAGCAAAAGCUUCUAUCCGGAUGGCGCACCCAAGCUCGCUCUCCCUAAGCUUGACACGGGCAGGCCGGACACUGCCGCGUCAAGCACAUUGCGGAGGCAGGGGUCCAUCGCGGAGCGGGAGGCGUCAAGACUGUCAAGCUCCAGUGGCUUCCCCGGCUUGGAGGCCACGGUGGGAGCAGCAGGGCCCCGCAGCCGCCAAACCACCGCGGAGGCGAUAGCGGCCCUGAAGGCAAACAUGGGCGGAGACGGGGGGGAAUUCAGCUUUGCCACCCGGCCCAUCACCACGGGCUCCUCCUCUCAGUCCCAAUCCCGCGGGUCCACAUCCGACGGGCCACAGCCGCCGGACACCUCCGGCCGUGCCUCCUCCUCCUCUGCCGCCAUACCCACCUCGGCCUUCCACAGCACAACUACCGGUACCGCCACCUCCUCGGCCUCCAGUCACCAUGCACAAACUUCUCCUGGCGGUGGCGGACAUUUAGGCGCCGAGUUCAGUUACGGUGUGUACAUUGAGGGCGGAGACGGGCCCCUGCUGGACCCUAGGCGCAACGACGACCUGCCGCCACGGCCAGGCACGUCCCGCGGCCGGCCCGGCUCGGCCGCCCUAUCCGACAUGGAUCCCAUCACGGAGCGCUAUCCGGGGCCGCCACCAGGUGUGCAGGACCUGGGAAACGGCGCGCAGGUGCUGGACAUGUCUGCCUUUGCGCAGUACUCAGAUGACGAGGAGAACGACUUUGAUUCUGGUGCAGCGGGGGGCCCAUCGCGCCAGCCGCAGCAGCGGCAACAGCCACAGGGGGCGGGCAGCAAGCAGGUGGAGGUGCAGCAGCAGGGCUCGGAAACGCGGCAAGCAGGUCCGGUGCCAGGGCCAGCGUCGCCAAGGUCUGGUCGGCCGCCGCAGCCGCCGCAGCAGGUGACUUCGGCACCGGCCAGCGUGAGCGGCAGCGGCGGAGCCGCCGCCACUGCCGUCAACGGUGUGCCGGCGGCCGGUUUGGAGGCCGACUUGGAGUUCCUUGCGUGGCGCAGCAGUGUGGAAGUCGUGUUGACGGACCUCACUGCGUCUAUCAGCGGCAAGGCGGGAAGCUCUGCGCUGUGCGGCCAUGCGGGCAAGCUGGGGACCCUGGUAGAGGAUGCGCGGCGGCGGGAGCAUUCUUCAAGGUGGCUGAAAUCACCGUCCACGGCAUUUCGAGAUGCAGGCGGCGCGCAGCUAAGCCUGCGGGACGCUAUUUCGGAGCACGCCUUCCGGCUGAUGGACUCGAGCAAUAGCGAGCUGCUAAUGAAGGCAUGCGCUGUAGUGCUGCGGGUAGUGAAGAACCGCCAGCCACUGCUGCAGACUGCCAAGCUGCUAUACCGGUUGAGUAAGGACGGCAGCAAUGAUGCGCUAUUCCGGCGUGAGGGGCUGCUGGAGCCGCUGGUUCACACUGUGCACAUCAUGGUAGCCAGCGUGCGGGGUAGCCAUAACCCGGGCAACAUGCAUGAGCCGCUGGUGUACAUGAAUGGCUGCCUUAAGAACAUCUCCAACGAGGCACACAACCAGAAGGGGCUGGUGAAGCUAGGCACCCUACACGUGCUAGCAGCCCUGCUGACCCAGAUGGCUGACCAGGCCAAGUCCGGCGACGAAGGCCUGGCGGAGUCUUGCGGGCAGGUGGCGGUCCAGGCCGCCGGCGUGCUGCCGGCUCUGCGGGCAGCCUGCUCUGCCCUGAGCGGCCAGGUUGAGGUUGUGCUCAAUGCAGGGCGCAUCUUGUCCAAAUUGUCGCUGCACGAGGGCUGUCAGGCCGCCAUCGCGGCCGACCCUGCCUACGCACCGCUGUUGAUCCAGCUGCUUGGGCAGUACGCAGACAACCGUGCCAUCUUGCUCCGUGUAGCGUUUGUGUUGGGCAACCUUACGACCACCAGCAAUGAAUACCGGGAGCAGGUCUGCAAUGUCCCAUUCGCACUGGUUACGGUGGUCGGCAUUCUGCAGCGGUACGCCUUUGGCGGCCCGGGCGGCGAGGGAGGCUCGGCCGGCAGCACGGCGAGCGACCGCCUGUCCCGCGCCGCGAGCCAUGAGGACUGCCUGGUGAAGGUGCUCCGCCUGGCUGCCAAUUUGGCCAUAUGGUCCGACGCGGGACACACACUAGCGGAAGAGGCGCACGUGGCAGACGCGCUGUUGCACCUGCUGGAGGCGUACAGCUUUGAGGCGGCAGAGGAGCUGGUGCUUAAUACCGUGUGCGCGCUCACCAAUUUGUCCUACUACCAGAGCGAUACGACGCCUGGCGGCUUCACCAACAAGGUGCUGCAACUCCCACCGGCACGACUCAUGCCGCGCAUUACGCCGCUGCUUAUGUGCGACAACGAGGAGGCAGUCAUCGAGGCGGCGCGUGUGUACGGCAAUUUCUCGCGCUCACCAGAAGUGCGCGACUAUAUGCAGGCCGCCCGCGUUGUGGAGGCCCUGGUGCUGCUUCUGGACCACAGCAACGCCGAGGUGCUCUACUCUGUAUGCGGCACGCUCAUCAACUUCACAAUGGAUGCCUCACGCAAGCAUGUACUGGGCGCACUGGGCGGCACAUCGCGAUUGGUCGAGGUGUUGAGCCGCACUGUGGCACAGGACGAGCUGGGUGAUCGCGACGAGGCCAUUAUUGACGUCGUAUGCAAGGCUCUCUUCAACGUGGCGUCCGCCGAUGACGGAGUGGGACGGGCGGGGUCGGGGGUGAACUCGGCGUCAUCCCAGGGUUCGGGGUCUGCGGGACAGGCGCUGGAGAACAGCGCUGUGGCGGAGAGCGAGGAGAUGGCCUCAGUGCUGGGACGCUUGGCGGUGCAGAUGCGGCGACUGCAGCAGAGAAUGGUGUCCUCCGACCUCGAGGCGCUGCCCGAGUAAGAUACCGGUGGGAUUAGGGGGUUGGUAGGACUUGCUGCACGACGAGGAAAGGCGACGAUGGCUUCUUCAAGUAUUAGCGUCAGUCGGUGGGUGUAGUAAAUCACGGAUAUAUGGGCACAUGUGCAGUUGACAGCAGGUGAGGGGUACAAUUAACGAGGUGUGAGGGGUAACGGGAACGAAGAUGGAGGGGGGAAUAUGGUGUGAUUGGUCCUGGAAGGGCUUGCAGGGAGAUACGACUAGGGGUUUGCAAAUUCAACGGUUUCCGUGCCGGCCAGACGUCAGGGUGUGGUUGGGCUGUCGAUGUCAACCAGAAGGUUGCAGGGGCGCACGUUGCUGGUUAUAUGUGGACCGUCAGUAGUUCAAACAGCGUUUCGUUCUGCUGGUUUCACGUGUGCUGCAAAUACGUAGAUACAUUUAUCCCUGCUUCUUGUG